Messenger RNA from Elaeis guineensis (African oil palm), 1387 nucleotides. Its product is annotated as thioredoxin-like 1-2, chloroplastic. The record is from RefSeq and is a predicted model, not a curated record. Gene Ontology annotation, biological process: cell redox homeostasis. Gene Ontology annotation, cellular component: chloroplast. Lineage: Eukaryota; Viridiplantae; Streptophyta; Magnoliopsida; Arecales; Arecaceae.
UCAAAAAGCAAAAGACCUUUGAAAGGCUAAGGAAUCAACUCCAGAUCGUUCCAUAAACGGAACGGGGUUCUCUUCGCCGGUUUUAUUCCUUGCCCCUUCUCUCUCCCGCUCCAUUUUGCUCUGGAGAACUUUACUCCCGGUCUCUCGUCUCCGGCAACAAUCUCUCUCCGGUUCUUGAUUUCUUUGAUCUGUUUUGUAAAAAGCUUCGAUCUUUGGAAUUGAUGAUGGAGGUUUUGAGUCAGAGCGGUGUUAUGUCGCCGUGCGGGCAUCGUUGGGUGGUCCGUUCUUGCAAGGAGAGGAGCCCUUCUUUUGUUGGGUUUCCUCGCUCUUCCUCUCGGACGAUCGAGUCUCUGAUGUCUUCUUCUCGGAAUAGCGGUUUCCAUGGGAGGAGAUUGAGCAUUGGGGCUUGGAGAGUGAAUGCCGUGAAGGGGAAUUUUAGUUCUACCCCCGUACAGAUGAGCCUCUGCGUUGGAAAGGCUUUGAAAUGGUGGGAGAAGGAGCUCCAGCCCAACAUGAAGGAGAUCGAGUCGGCCCAGGAUCUCGUCGACUCUUUAUUGAACGCAGGAGACAAGCUUGUCAUAGUAGAUUUCUUCUCCCCUGGUUGUGGAGGCUGCAAAGCCCUCCAUCCAAAGAUUUGCCAGUUUGCAAAGCUGAACCCAGAUGUUCUCUUCCUCCAAGUAAACUAUGAAAAGCACAAAUCCAUGUGUUAUAGCUUAAAUGUCCAUGUUCUUCCCUUUUUUAGGUUUUACAGGGGAGCACACGGUCGUCUUUGUAGCUUCAGCUGCACCAAUGCAACUAUUAAGAAAUUUAAAGAUGCUUUGGCCAAGCACACCACAGACAGAUGCAGCCUGGGCCCAACAAAGGGGCUGGAGGAAUCAGAGCUCAUGGCUCUGGCUGCAAACAAGGAUCUCUCUUUCAGUUACACAAGAAAGCCAGUCCCUGUUCCCUCGCCAGAUGAGGCUGCAGAGGAAGUUGUGCUCAGCCCAAAACUUCCGGUUUCUUCAACUCCAAGAGUCAUCCAAGAUUCGGAGGAGAAGGCUCUGGUGGCAGCUGGGAGAUGAGGUUAUAGUUUAUGAAACCUUAUCUCCCUACUUCUCCCUUGUUCCUUUCCUUUGUACAGUUCCCUUCUUGUUUGAUGUCUAUAGUUAGACACCACGAGGGAUCUUAUGAGAGGUCCCUCUUCUGUGGAUAUCUUCUGUAGUUGAAGUAGUGCAGGCUUGCUCUGUUUUUUUUUGGGUCCAAAAACAAAAGCCUGCUGAUCAGUUCUGUAAUUGGAGAUGAAGAGAGAAAGUCUUUUUUUUUUUUUGCUUGAGGAAUUUGAGUACUCUUUAUCAUCUGUGUUGCUUUUUGUUCUUUGUUCUAAAGGGUUCAUAUCUUUUUUGUGAAA